This is a messenger RNA of Daphnia carinata, 3299 nucleotides long. RefSeq names its product early endosome antigen 1-like. Lineage: Eukaryota; Metazoa; Arthropoda; Branchiopoda; Diplostraca; Daphniidae. Gene Ontology annotation, cellular component: early endosome. Gene Ontology annotation, biological process: endocytosis. The coding region runs from base 111 to 3137 and encodes 1008 amino acids. The transcript is spliced from 18 exons. The record is from RefSeq and is a predicted model, not a curated record. Gene Ontology annotation, molecular function: 1-phosphatidylinositol binding; metal ion binding.
CACUGCGGCCUACACAUUUAGUUACCAUGCCUGCUGUCAGAAAUCAGCUGAUGUAAAUAUAGAGGCGUGAACUUGAAAUUAAGUGAUUUGGUCCGUCAACGAUUAACGCUAUGUUCAAUAUUCGCAAUCUGGUCAGCCGGAUAUCCCAGGCAAAAGAUGGAGAUAGCAGCGAAACGUCCUCAAAUAAGAGUCGAACAUUCUCACAGGCAAGCACUGCGUAUUCUGAUGACGGAGCCGUUCCUGUUGAAGCUGAGGGUUUCCUUUGCCCCACCUGCAUGGCAGCUUUUCCAUCUGCAGACAAUCUUCAGUCUCAUUAUGAAAAGGAACAUUUGGAACCAGGAGCCAAUUAUCUUUGCCCAGUCUGUAAAGCAAGACUUGACAAUGCCACUGAACUAGAGCUUCAUUAUUCAGUUCAUCACUCUGCCUCUUCUGCGAAAGCCACAGGAGAUCAAGAAACUUUAAUACAAGAGAUCAAUACCCUUACUGCAUCCCUAAAUGAGGAAAGAUGGAAUUCCGAAGAAUUGCAUAAAGAAGUCACACAACUCAAGGCAUUGAUUCAAGCACAAGGAUCAGGUGAUGAACACCAAAUGUACCAGCAGCAGCUUCAGGGCCUGUCAGAAACAAAAUCACUGUUAACCUCAGAAGUGCUUCUUCUAAGGAAGCAGUUGGCUGAGGCAUUAGAAACGACGGUGAAUCUUAAACAAGGACGAGAAAAAUUAGAAGAAAAAACUGCACGAAAUUCACAGACUGUGGCACAGUUGCAGGCGUCUUUGGAUGAAAAUUUGGGCCUUGUGGCCGCUUUAAGAGAAAAUAUUAAGGAUCUCGAAACACAACUGGCGCACAACUCAUGCUCAGAUGAUGCCGAAGUUUUGAAGAAGGAGCUCGCAACUGUCCAACACCUAAUGGAUGACUUGGCUACAACCAAACAAAGAGAACUGGGAGAUUUGCAAAAAAAGCUUGACGUCCUUCAGGCUGAUCACGAAGCCCUAAAAAAUCAGCACAAUUCAAGCCAAAGCAUAGAAGAAACUCGACCUUCGGCACCAGAUGAAGAUACACUCGCACGCUUGCAGCAGCUAGAGGCAGACAAUCUUCGUUUAGAAAAUGAAUUAACACGUCAGAAGGAAGAAACUGACGAAGUCAGGCGGAUUUUUUUGGAAAAAAGUGAACAAUUGUUAUCAAUGCAAAAUAUGAGGGAGGAAACAGACAUGUGUGUUGGGCAGCUCCGACAAGAAGUUACGUUGCUUCAGGACAUGUUAAACCAAGCUCGUCACCAAGCAGAAGGACAAGUCUCAGCUAAAGAAGACGAGCUUAUGCGCUUUAAAUUGGAUCUUUCGAAACAUCAACAACAAGUUGAUCAACUGGAAUCCAGAUGCCGUAGCCUGCAGCAAUCCAAUGAUGACCUUACCAACAGUCUCACCCGGAAGGAUCGUGAAGUAGAAGAAUAUAUUAAGUCCCAGCAACAAAUGGCUGGCAAAGCUGUUGUACUAGAGGAAAAAAUUGCGCGCUUAGAGCAAGAAAGAGCGGAACUUUUGGUAAAAAUUGAAGAGGGUGAGGGAUUCGAUGCAGCCAUCCAACAAAUCCAGCAAGACAAUGCACGAUUACAAGAGGAACUCGCAGCUACCAAUAAAACUGUAUCUGCUAUGGAAUGCCACCAGAAAGCCAAAGCUGAUGAAUGGAUCUUUGCUGAAAGUCAGCUAAAAGAAGAGAAGAUUAAAUUGCAAGAGCAGUUGUCCAACUUAUCAAGUCAGCUCGAAGGAACUCGAGAGAAGCAAACAAAUCUUCAGAUAUCUCUUGGAAAGGUCAAUAAAGAUGCCCAAGAUUGGCAAGCCAAGUGCCAUGAGCUCGAAUCGCAAAUACGUAAGAUUGAGGAACACAAUCAAGUUGAAGUAACCCAGUUAACUGAAAAAAAUCGGAUGUCACUCGACAAAGCAAAUGAGGAAAUCCAAGAAUGGCAAGCUAAAUUUCGUCAGCAGGAAUCGAAAAUAAGAGAGCUUGAGGAGCAUAACCUCCUACAAGUAAAACAACUGUCGGAGAAGAAUGAUGAGCUAAAGAAAUUGCACUGUGACCUGGAAGGUGCUAGACAAAAGAUUUCCGGAAAAGAUGACCAGAUUAAUGAUCUGGCGAGUAAACUGGAACAAGCUAAAAACCAUGCACAACAGUUGGGAGAGACCAUUAAGACUCUAGAAGCCGAGAUGUGCCAACUGAAAUCAACUAAUCAAGAGAAUGUUAAGCAAUUGGAUCAACUGCUUUGCCAGUUGAGUGACAAAACAAGUAUCAUCAGCAGAUUGGAAGGUCGAGUGACUGAGCUGGAGCCGCUUGCCGAAGAAGUAGAGCAAGAAAAGCUACGACGUAUCAAAGAUAAGGCCGAAUGGAAUGAACACGAGCAACUCUUGCUAGGCGAAAAAGAAUCAUUUGCAACACUGAGUAAGCACCUCCAGCAGCAAUUAGACGAGCAAAAAACUGAGCACCGCAUUCACCUGCAGCGGCUCAAAAGUGAGUCAGAAGGUCUGCUGAAAGACAAGACCCAGCUAAUCGAGCAAUUGAAUACAGCCAAAGAUGGUCGAGCAAAGGAAAUUAGCGCCUGGCAAGAAAAACGUGUGAAGCUCGAAGAAGAAAUUAAGAGCCUCACGGGCAAUUUGAAAGCAGCGGAAGAUUUAUCGGCAACUCGCUACCAGCGUUGCGAAGAAUUACAAGCUUCGGCAGAGAAAUACCAUACGCUGAAAAUUGAGCUUGAAACGCGGGUAGCUUUAUUGGAGGAGGGAAAUACGGAGUUACAGAACAACUGCACCCAAUGGGAAAACGAAGUUGACAGACUGAAAUUCAACGCAGCCGAAUUGCGCCGUCGCUUGGAAGAUUCACAAGCUGCUCUGCACGAACUCGGUCGUGAAAACCAAAGCCUUCAGAUGGAAAAUGCCAAACUGCAGGGCCGCAAGUGGGCCGAUGAUUCCGAAGUGAAUGAAUGUCUAAGCUGCCAAAAAGGCUUUAACCUUACUGUCAGGAAACAUCACUGUCGUAACUGCGGCCAAAUUUUCUGCAACGAGUGCUCUAGCAAAUCUACUGCCGUUGGUAACAGCCGGAAACUCGUCAGAGUUUGCGAUUCCUGCUUCAAGGAGUUGACCAUAAACUCCGCACGUUAAUAUUUGUCCCCUAUUCUAUUACCGUCUGAUUUAUUUUAAAAUGACAGUAAUUAUGAAUGCCGUCAUUUAAUCCUAACAUUAAUUGCUCCAUUUGAAAAAUUAUUAAGGAAGCAUGUUUUCGUAUCCUGAUUUCAACAUGAAAAUAAAUGUUUAUUUGAUUUA